Oryza brachyantha (malo sina) is the source of this 4496-nucleotide messenger RNA. RefSeq names its product pentatricopeptide repeat-containing protein At5g55840. The coding region runs from base 92 to 3547 and encodes 1151 amino acids. Gene Ontology annotation, molecular function: protein binding. The record is from RefSeq and is a predicted model, not a curated record. NCBI's taxonomy places the organism in Eukaryota, Viridiplantae, Streptophyta, Magnoliopsida, Poales, Poaceae. The transcript has 6 exons.
UGGUGCAGAAAGCUCUCGGUGGAAUGAGCCAGCCAGGAACAGCUAACUUGGUCGGGCUCUGCCGAGACGCCUUCUUUGUUCUUCUUCUGCCAUGUCGUCGUCCUCGUCUCUUGCGUCUUCCUCCUACCGCCGCAGGAUCGUCCAGUUCAAAGACGCGGUUGCCCGCCCGGCCUACUGGUCUCGCCUCCCCGCCCGCGCGAGGCCGCCCGCGCACACCAGGAUCGGCGCCGCCGUGCUGCCCGCCGCCACCUCAGCUCAUGGAGUUGAGAGCAGCAUCAUCACGGUUUUAGCUAUGCAGAAAUGGGAAACCUUGAGUGAAAUGGCAUACAAGCCAGGGAAGCUUGACAAGGCACAUGGAAAACAUGCCCUGAAGAUACUGAGUUCUAUCAUGCAACGAUCAGGUUUGGAUCGAAUUACCCACAUUUACUGCAUGGCUGUGCACAUCCUUAUCCAAGCUCAAAUGCCUUUGCAAGCAAUGUCAGUGUUGAGGCAUCUUGCCAUGACAGGCCUCUCCUGUAGUGCUAUUUUUAGCUCCCUUUUGCGGACCAUUUCACGUUCUGAUUCCACAAACCUUUUUUCUAUUGAUCUUCUUGUCAAUGCUUAUGUCAAGGAAGGGAAAGUACUCGAUUCGGUUGUGGCAAUUUUCUAUAUGGAUGACUGUGGAUUUAAGGCUUCAUCUGUUCAAUGCAAUAACAUCCUUAAUGCUCUUGUCAGAGAAGGUGAAUCAGAAUAUAUUUGGUUGUUUCUGAAAGAAAGCCUGGACCGGAAGUUUCCUCUAGAUGUUACCACUUGCAAUAUCGUGCUGAAUUCUUUGUGCACUCAGGGUAAACUUAGGAAGGCUGAGAGUUUGCUACAAAAGAUGAAGGAUUGCUGCUUACCUAAUGCUGUUACUUAUAAUACUAUACUUAACUGGUAUGUUAAGAAGGGAAGGUGUAAGGCUGCCCUGCGUAUCCUAGAUGAUAUAGAGAAGAAUGGUAUAGAGGCAGAUUUGUAUACUUAUAACAUCAUGAUAGCUAAAUUAUGUAAAAUAAAGAGGAGCGCACGUGCUUAUCUUUUGCUCAAAAGAAUGAGGGAGGUUAACUUAACACCUGAUGAAUGCUCUUACAAUACUUUGAUCAAUGGAUUUUUUGGUGAAGGUAAGGUAAAUCUUGCUAUCUAUAUCUUCAAUCAAAUGCUGAGACAAAGUUUGAAACCGAGUGUAGCUACUUACACUUCAUUGAUCGAUGGGUACUGCCAAGAUGGAAGAACUGAUGAAGCUCUAAGAGUUCUUUUUGAAAUGCAGAUCACUGGUGUGAGGCCAAGUGAGCUUACUUAUAGCGCAUUGUUGAAUGGUUACUGCAAAUAUUCCAAGCUGGGAUCUGCAUUAGAUCUUAUCACAUAUCUGAAAUUGAGAAACAUAUCUAUCAACAGAACUAUGUAUACUAUUCUCAUUGAUGGUUUCUGUCAACUAGGGGACGUUUCUAAGGCUAAACAAAUUUUAAAGAGCAUGCUUGUGGAUGGAAUUGAUCCAGAUGUUAUUACUUAUUCAGCAUUGAUCAAUGGUAUGUGCAAGAGGGGUAUGAUACAUGAGACAAAAGAGAUCUUAUCAAGGAUGCAAAAAAGUGGAGUUCUGCCUAAUAAUGUGCUAUAUACAACUCUAGUUUCUUAUUGUUGCAAGGCUGGAUAUGUCAAAGAUGCACUGAAGUAUUUUGUGGAUAUUUAUCGAAGUGGUCUAGUUGCCAACUCAGUCAUCCAUAAUGCAUUACUGUGUGCUUUUUAUAGAGAGGGAAUGAUUACAGAGGCUGAGCAAUUCAAACAAUACAUGUCUAGGAUGAAAAUAUCAUUUGAUGCCGCCUCCUUUAACUGCAUGAUAGACAGUUACUGGAAUAGAGGUAAUGUACUUGAGGCAUUUUCAGUUUACGAUAAUAUGGUUAGACAUGGAUUGCCUCCAAAUAUUUGCACUUAUGAGAGUUUUCUCAGAGGAUUAUGCCAACGAGGCCACUUGGUACAAGCAAAAGAGUUUAUGGUCUAUCUUCUCGAGAAACCUUGUGCAAUUGAUGAGAAAACAUUAAACGCGCUACUUCUAGGGAUUUGCAAACAUGGAACCUUAGAUGAAGCUUUGGAUUUAUGUGAGAAAAUGGUCACAAGGAACUUUUUACCUGAUACUUAUACAUACACCAUUCUUCUCAAUGGGUUUUGCAAAAGAGGUAAGAUUGUGCCUGCACUCAUCUUGUUGCGGAUUAUGUUAGAGAAAGGAGUGGUUCCUGAUAAAAUUGCAUAUACCUGUUUGUUGAAUGGUUUGAUCAGUGAAGGCCAAGUGAAGGCUGCUUCUUACGUCUUCCAGGAGAUUAUAUGCAAAGAAGGCCUAUAUGCAGAUUGUAUUGCCUACAAUUCAAUGAUGAAUGGAUAUCUCAAGGGAGGACAGAUAAAUGAAAUAGAAAGACUGAUGCAUGACAUGCAUGAGAAAGAGGUAUAUCCAAGCGAAGCUAGUUAUAACAUUCUUAUGCAUGGGUACAUCAAGAAGGGAAAAUUGUCAAAGACUUUAUAUAUGUACAGAGAUAUGGUGAAGGAAGGGAUCAAACCAGAUAAUGUGACAUACCGCUUGCUCAUCCAUGCACUUUCUGAGCAUGGAUUGAUUGAUAUUGCAGUUAAGUUCUUGGAGAAGAUGGUCUUCGAAGGCAUUUUUCCUGAUAAGUUAGCUUUUGAUAUACUCAUAAAGGCUUUCAGUGAGAAAUCUAAGAUGUCUAAUGCUUUACACCUUUUCAGCUAUAUGAAGCGGUUACAUAUGUCACCCAGUAGUAAAACAUAUGUUGCCAUGAUAAAUGGAUUAAUCAGAAAAAAAUGGUUGCAACACAGUUAUGAAAUCUUACAUGAGAUGGUUGAAAGUGGGCUUCAACCAAAGCAUACACACUAUAUUGCAUUGAUCAAUGCAAAAUGCAGGGUUGGUGACAUUGAUGGAGCAUUUGAGCUUAAAGAGGAAAUGAAAGCUCUUGGUGUUGUGCCUUCUGAAGUUGCUGAAAGUUCAAUUGUUAGAGGCCUUUGUAGAUGUGGAAAGGUUGAAGAGGCCAUCAUAGUUUUCAGUAGCAUAAUGCGUGCUGGCAUGGUGCCAACCAUUGCUACGUUCACUACCCUAAUGCAUGGUCUCUGUAAAGAGUUGAAGAUUGAUGAUGCUUUCCAUUUAAAGAAGUUGAUGGAGUUAUGUGGACUGAAGGUUGAUGUUGUCACCUAUAAUGUAUUAAUUACUAGUUUAUGCAACAACAAGUGUAUUUGUGAUGCAUUAGAUCUAUAUGAAGAGAUGAAAUCCAAGGGACUUCUGCCAAACAUCACAACGUACAUCACACUGACUGGAGCUAUGUAUGCAACAGGAACAGUGCAGGAUGGGGAGAAACUUCUAAAGGAUAUAGAAGAUAGGGGCAUUGUUCCUGUAUGUAAGCAUCCUGAAAGUCUUGGAAGGAGGAUGGAAAAUACAAUCAAAAGGUUAAACAAAAUAAGGAAUUGCAAAAAAGGAAUGCCUUUAAAGAAUGAGAUUGAGCUAUUGCCGAUAGAUCAUGAAGUUGCUAAUGACUGAAAUCGUAUUGAAAUCAAACUUUAUCUCUGGCGAAGUAAUUUUGUUCAUUUGAUUACUAUGGACAUGUUAUAUGGUUUCUGUAAUACCAAAUAUUGAGUUAUCUACCAUGGAAGGAGUUAUCUCUGGAUAAGUGGAAUGUGCUUUUCUGCCUCCAGCUAAUUCAGUGUUGCAGUGGAGCCUGAGGAAGAUGACUGAGUGCAAUGGGGCUCCGAAUGCUGAUGGAGGUAAUGACAGCUGGCUCUGCUGCAUACCACAUUGCUAGCAUGCAGGGCUGAAAGCUUGACUUUAGAUGGAUCUUGCUCUAACAGAAAAUUAUUCAUUUGUUUAGAGGAUUGUCAGCAGCAUUGCAGCAACAUCCAACAGCAACGUACCCAGGUGGCCAGUAUGGAAAGGUCGAUUAUGUUGAGAAAUUAAACCGUGGGAUACAGUAGGAGCAGUUUCCGAGGUUCCAGGUUGCUGCACCAUUUGUUCUAAGAAAGCUGGAACUCUAAUAACUCUAGUAGCAAGGGAACUGUGAUUUUCUCUUGCUGGUUGUGCCAGGCAAUCAAAGGUGCGGAGAAACAGUGUCAGAAAGGGGAAAAAGGCAAACGAUCAUCCUGUCUGGUAAGUCUGCUAGCAUGGGAGCAGUGGAAACACUGUCAUGAAUGUGUUUUCGUGCUGCUCCAAGUGCAUGAUUGGUAGCGUGGACAGUCGAAGAGGAGGGAGCCCUGUGUUCUCCCGCUGGGGCUCGUGACCUCAGGAGUCUUUGGACUGGAGCUUAAGAUGCCAAAAAGUAGUAACUGAGAAGUCAUUUUCUCGGAAUCUAUAAAAGCUGGUAAACCCAGCUUCUGACUUCUAGUUCAUUUUCUGGAUUAUGCAACUCAUAUUCUUAAAAGCUAAGGCCCUGUUUCUUUCGGCUCGAGAUUAUUAUAAUCUAGAUUAUUAGGAGUAACCUGAAAGAAACAAAUAA